CCUUCUGUGACCUCAAGGCCAGGGUGGAAUUGUUUUUGGAGCUGGAUCUGCCUUCUUCGGAAGGGAGCUCAUCCUGCCCAGCUGCUCUGCCCAAGGGCUGUGACACAGUCCCAGCUCAGCUGAUCUCACUGGUUGGGGCAUGAAGAGAUGCAGAGCAGCCCUGCUGAGAAGGACUUGGUGUUGCAGCCAGAUGAGAGGCUGGACAUGAGCCAGCCAUGUGCAUCCAAAGGAGAGUGCCCAGCAGGUUGAAGGAGGUGAUUCCCCACCUCUGCUCAGCUGAACCUGCUGAUGAAGGUGGUGCAGCUUCCCAAGCCACGUCCAGGACUGAGGCUCUGGGAGAUGCUGAGGGUGUGUCUGCAGGGAGGACUUCUCCAGCUCCUUUGCUGAUUCCUACACAGAAGCCUGGCAACCAUCGCAGGGGUCCUCCGAGGGGGAAGGACCAAGCUACAGGACACCAGAAACCCCAUGAUGCAUCCGAAAACAUGAGGCAAAUGCUGAAGGAAAUGCAGCAGGCAGGAGAAGAAGUGGAUGCAGAGGCUGGGCAUAAGGCGGCGUUUCCCAGAGGAAGCAGUGGUUCCGUGCCAGCCUCUGCUGCAGGAAGAGAGGCGAUGCCAGGCACAGGCACAGGAGAUGAGGGUGCUGGGAAGGCUUCUCCAUCAGCUUGGAGGAAGAAAGUUUUGAAGCCCUUGGAGCCUCCUGCAGAUGUGUCUACAGGGAGGACUUCUCCAGCUUCUCCAGCUCCUACCUUGGAUGCUAUACGCAAGCCCAGCUCCCAUCACAGUGGUACUCCAACAGGGAAAGUCCAAGAUAGAACAGAUAAGAUGUCCCUGCAACCAUCCAAACAGAUGAGGCAAGAGCUGAAGGAACCCCUGCAGACAAGGCAAGAGAUGGGCAUAGUGCUUCAGUGGAAGGUGGCAUUUCUUGAAGGAAGCACUCCAUCUUCGGUGCCAGCCACUGCUGCAGGAAGGAAGGCGAUGGCAGACACGGGCACAGGCACAGCAGACUGGGAUGCUGGGACAGUUCCUCGGUUAGCCUGGCACUCUGAAGUUGUGAUGCCCUCUGAGCAUUCUGCAGGCGUGUCUGCAGGGACGACCUCACCAACUCCUACCUUGGAUACUGCACAAAAGCCCAGCUCCCAUCACAGGGGUCCUCUGACAGGAGAGACCAAAGACAUGGCAGGCAAGAAAUUCCAGGACCCAUUAGAAAUCAUGUGGCAAAUGCUGAAGGAAUGUCUACAGAGGAGGCAAGAAAUGAAAGGAGAGCCUGUGCAGAAGGAAGCAUUUCGUGGAGGAAGCAGUGGUUCCGUGGCAGCCUCUGCUCCAGGAAGAGAGGCCAUGCCAGGCACAGGCCCAGGAGCUGAACCUGCCGGUGAAGACCCCACAUCCAGGACUGAGGCUCUGGGAGAUGCUGAGGGUGUGUCUGCAGGGAGGACUUCUCAGGCUCCAGGGCUGGAUGCUUGGCCCCAACCCAGCUCCCAUGGCAGGGGUCCUCCAAAAGGAAAGACCCAAGAUACUGCAGCCAAAACAUCUCAUGAGGCAGAUGAAUUCCUGAGACAAACACAGAAGCAAGCACCCCGAGGACAAGGCUGUUCAGGAGGAGGGACACUCAGGGAGAAGCAGUGGCUCAUUGGCAGCCCUAGCUGCAGGAAGGAAGGUGAUGGCAGAGACGGGCACAGGCACAGCAGAUGCAGCCGGCAUCACAAGACCUGUUCCCAAUGCCCAGGAUGGCCUCGGAAGGGGUUUCUGUCAGGGAAGAGGCUGCUGGGUAGGGUUACUGGCAGGCGUGCUUUCUUUGGAGCUUGUCUUCAUGUUGUGCUGCUUUGGAAUCGGGUAUUCCUGGAACAGAAAACAGAGCACCUCUCCCACUUCACAAGACCAGCCUAAUACCUCAGCCAUGGAGAACUUGGCCUGUCAUCAUGCAUCUCCGUGCCAGUGUCCGUUGUCCUUACCAUAGGUGUAUUACCAGCUUGUAGCUGGAAGUAUGCUACAACCACUGCCUAGAACAGAUCCGUCUCUCCCUGAAGGGAAUGACCUAGCUGCCCAUCCAGGAUAGGAGGUGCAGCCCUCUAGCCAGGGAAUGGAUUAUUCGAAAAGUUAUAUUUACUUGUAAAAAUAUUAGAUGUUUAUUAAAAACCUUAUUAGAAAUAUAACAGGACAGUGAAUAAAGACAAUGUUACUGUGCCGGGAGUAGAGGAUUUUUCCC
Molecule: messenger RNA, 2202 nt
Organism: Passer domesticus (house sparrow)
Lineage: Eukaryota; Metazoa; Chordata; Aves; Passeriformes; Passeridae
Exons: 19
Coding region: 216-1883 (555 amino acids)
Source: RefSeq, a predicted model, not a curated record